AUGCCCGCCUCCGAAAUCUCUCCUCCAGUCCCGACUGCUGCCGCGGCAACUUCCCCUCCGUCUUCGAGUGAUUCAUUCUCUCAACUAGAGCGCUCCGUACCCGAUCUCACCAUUUCGUCCUCUGAUCUCGCGACAUCAUCAACAACGUCGAAAACAAUAGUGACCGGCGCGGAGCCCGAGAAGCACCCAAAGGGAAAGCGGAAGAGGACUGCCGCCAAAGAUAAGAGCAUACUUGAGAAUGCCUACCUCGCGAACCCAAAACCAGACAAGGCGGCGCGUCUGGACAUCGUAAAGCGCGUUUCCCUCAACGAGAAGGAGGUUCAAAUCUGGUUUCAAAACCGUCGCCAGAAUGACCGGCGCAAGUCGCGUCCCCUCUCUGCACAGGAAAUCGCAGCUCUCCGUUACGGUGGAAUGCAGAUACUCUCCUCUGACCCUGCAACAUAUAGCUCUCCGGUCGGCGAGGAAAAGACGUCGCCAAUAGCCGAAGCUGCUGCUAUGAGUAGCGCUUCUGCGCCUAUGGAGACACCAGUCAAGCCUGUUCACACAGGCAUGAAGGACGCCGUCGACGGUUCUCGCACCGUCAGUCCUUCCCAUGGAAUUGGCAUUUCGGGAGACAGCGCUCUGGAGACCCCCUCAACUCAACUGUCAGACCCUGCCUCUCAGCCGCAGACCUCAUCCUCGUUUUCCUUCUCAAGCUCUAUAGGACUUAUGUCUAAGCGGUGGAACCCUGCAAGUUCCUUUUCCACGCCGUCGACGCUCGAUCGCAAGGUAGACGAUACUCCCAGAUCUGAGCAAUGCCCUCCAUCCUGCGAGUCAACCGUGUCUGCAGCACCUAUCCUUCCUCCCCCCCAAUCGCAUGUGCGCCUGUCACUUUCUCUUGAGGGCAAGGCGGAGGUCGUUUCGAAUGAAUCCUCGCCUCCGCGGUUGCAGCCUACGGGACUGUUCUCAGACUUGCCAGGUCUGCCGCAAGUCAAGCCUCGUUCUCUCCAACGUAGUCACAGUGCGCUUCCGAGUGUGACCCUACCUCCCAUAUCGGCUCUCACUGACACUCUCCCACCGACUCUAUCUCGCGGACGAUCCCGAGAUGCCCAUGCCUGGGAACUAUGCUGUGAUGCUGAUACCCGGGACGAACUCACUGCACAGGCAGAGAACGAGUCAAAUGGUUCGGCCGUCGCCGCAAUCAGUCUUCUACGCUCAACAAGUGGCAUCCUUCAAAGCAACAACUCAAAGCGGAACUCUCCAGCAAGCAAGCCGACACCCCGGCCCCAGCACGCUAAGAAGCCUAAGCUGUGCCGGACCUCAUCGAGUGUUGCCAGGAUGCAAACAUCGCUUGUUGACUGGCCGACGGAUGAGGAGGAAUCCGCAAGAGUCAAAGACAACAUGUUGGUGUCUCCAUCGGGUGACUCUGACAAGGAAAACUGGCUUCCGGAUGAAGAGGGGAACGCACGUCGCAUAUCGCCAGCCGGAGACCUCGGGGCGCCAUUGCCUGCAAUAGCUGCUAAAAAGCCCAACGCGAGGCGGACGGGUCGCAUUCUUCAGGACCAUCCAGGACCAGUCAUCUUCAGUGGCAACCGCGCCAGGACGAUGCCGGCUAUGGGUCGGAGAGAUUCUGGGAAGGACAUGUCCAUCUUCGAGGAUGACGAAGGCUUGUUGGCGCAAAAGCCUGCGGAUGAUGUUGAAAUAUUUAUGCGUGGUGAAGUCAGCCCGAGCAAAAAGGGGGACAUGGAUUGCAUCGCAGGCUUGCUGUCUUUGAGUCAAGGGAACUGGAGGUGA
Messenger RNA from Colletotrichum gloeosporioides, 1773 nucleotides. RefSeq lists its product as uncharacterized. Gene Ontology annotation, molecular function: transcription cis-regulatory region binding; DNA-binding transcription factor activity, RNA polymerase II-specific. Gene Ontology annotation, biological process: regulation of DNA-templated transcription. The record is from RefSeq and is a predicted model, not a curated record. The transcript has 4 exons. Gene Ontology annotation, cellular component: nucleus. Lineage: Eukaryota; Fungi; Ascomycota; Sordariomycetes; Glomerellales; Glomerellaceae. Bases 1 to 1773 code for a protein of 590 amino acids.